UCCUAAAACAAAUCUUAUUAAUGAAAAAGCAUAGUUUGGAAUAUAAAUACAAGUUCGUGCGAUGUUUAUAUUAAACUUGUCUACAAUUUUUAAUAUCACGCAAGAAAAUCCGGUUUGCAAUAUGCUUGUCGCUGUGUGGUUUCCUCUUGGCAAAUGAUCUCAAGUGACUAACAUAUGCUGGUUUUCCCCUACUAGUACUUUUAAUCCUAACCUGACGUUCUUACAUGAUACCAUAAGCUUUUAAUGUAUUUGUUCUUUAUUGUUUUUAACACAAUGAACUAUUAAUUCUAUUCUCUCAUUCUCUGAUUACCAUUAUGUGCGAGCAAGUGUUUCCUCGAGUGGCAAUUUAAUUAGAUUUUAAUCGAACUAACCCAAAUAAAACGUUUUAUUUUCAUUUUGUUAUACGAACCAAACAAAGUUUAAAUAAAAAUGCACAAAAAUAUACAUUUUUUCAUACAAUGCAUAUUUAAUUAGUUAUUUUAAAACGUCACGUUCCAUGACUGACUCUGUAUAUAUGUCUAUAUAUUUAAGUAUGUAUGCGUGUAUGCGUAUAUAAAUAUAUAUACAUGUAUAUAUAAGUGAACAUAUAAAGAGAAGGAUAAAAGGAGGAAAAAGAAAAAAAUAAAUUUUGAAAGAGUAGGAGAAUCACCUGAGAGAAGUCACAAGGAAACAAAUUAAGAAAGUGAUUUGUUAUAUCGAAAAAAGCAUUCAAUUGAAUCAAGGAGAUGACAAAACAAGAUACUUUAAGUCGUAUUUUCUUGAAUGCCUGUGUUAUAUUAUUGUUUUUUAAAAAUGUUCGUACUUAUCCGCAAGUAGAAGUUGAUAAAUCGAUACAAAAUGGAAACAAAACAAUUUCUAUACUAAAUAGAAAGGAUCAAUCAUCAAUCUCUGAAACAAAUCGCACACAUAACCGCGAUGUAAAUUCAAGAGCUCGAUUAUUUCAAUAUGAUAAUCCAAAAUUACUUAAUCAAGCUAAUGAACAUGAACAUAUAGACGGUAAAUUUGUUUUUCCAACGGAAAAUAUACCAUAUACCGAUUCACUAUCAUAUAUAUCGUCACGAAUACUGGCACCAAUUUGUCAUGGAUCAACUUUUUGCGAAAGAAUACUCGAUUAUCCCGAAGAAAUAAUAAAUAAUGCUAUUCAGCAGAAUAGUAGUAUACAAUUUUUUGCCACUAUAGAUGUGAUACCCGAUGUUGGAAAGAGAAUCGGUGUACAUAAUACACCUCUUUGUCUAUCUACUGAACAUGUAAUUUAUCCAAGAUCAGCGGAAAGUAAGAGCAAGGAAUGGUUUGUAAUUGUAAAUCAAGACAAUUUUAAACAAGGAGUACGAAUCGAAACAUGCAGUAAUGAAAAUAGCCAGUGCAAUAUAAUGGACAAUCUUCCCGAAGGCUACAAUACAAUAUGCAAACAAAAAUACAUUUAUCGUCAAUUAGCUGCCGUUUCAAAAAAUGGUAAAAUUGAUGUAGAUAUGUUUCGUUUCCCAUCGAAUUGUUGUUGUCACGUUAAAUUUACCGGAGACCCAGCUACCAGAUUGGGAAUAUUUGGCGAUCAAAGAAAUAAACAAAAAACCGAUAUAAAUAAUCCUAAAAUACCGAUAUAAUAAUCCUAAAAAUAAAAGUAUUAAAGCACUACUUUGAUUUAUUAAAUUUAUAUGUGAAGUAUUUUAUUUUUUAAAAAUAAUGCUACAUAUUUUUAAAUAUAUAAUUAUUAUCAUUUUUAUUAGGUAAAUAAAAAAAAAAUCAAAAUGAAAUUAAUAUAUAAUAAAUUUUACGAUUAUUAACUUUAAAA
Polistes canadensis is the source of this 1789-nucleotide messenger RNA. RefSeq lists its product as uncharacterized. The record is from RefSeq and is a predicted model, not a curated record. Gene Ontology annotation, biological process: regulation of Toll signaling pathway; innate immune response; central nervous system formation. The transcript has 6 exons. The coding region runs from base 726 to 1601 and encodes 291 amino acids. Gene Ontology annotation, cellular component: extracellular region. Gene Ontology annotation, molecular function: growth factor activity; Toll binding. NCBI's taxonomy places the organism in Eukaryota, Metazoa, Arthropoda, Insecta, Hymenoptera, Vespidae.